Arachis ipaensis is the source of this 4251-nucleotide messenger RNA. The record is from RefSeq and is a predicted model, not a curated record. NCBI's taxonomy places the organism in Eukaryota, Viridiplantae, Streptophyta, Magnoliopsida, Fabales, Fabaceae.
UCAAAAAAAAGGAAAAUAGUGAGUAGUGCAAAGGAAAGUACUUAACAACAUGAGCGAAAUAAUGAAACAAUAAAGAAAAUUUCUGAGAGGACGACUGAUUCAUUAUUUGAUUUGAUUAUUGAUUAUUGGAACUACAAUAAUAGUGUGAUGAUAGCAGCUGCAAUUGGAGUUCGGAAAAAAGAGGGGCCUGGUUGGUGAGUCAGUGAGUCACGUUUACACAAUUACACGGCAGCGAGUUGAAAGUUGAAACCCAAACUCGCUGUUGAAGCUGUGUCUGUAGUCUGUACUCUGUCUGGCAGGCGUAGCUGUUACCUCACUCACUCACUCACUAACUCACUCGACUCGUUGGCGUGAACUCACUGGUUUGUUACCACUCUCAAAAGCUUUUAAGCUUCCUUCAUUCACUCCUGAACCCUAGCUAGCACGAGAAUGGGAGAUCAAGUCGACGAGAGGUUGGGAUCCGAUGAAUUGGACUCCGAUGCUGCUGGUGGCGCCGCCGUCAAGGCCGAUGAGCUCUGCAUGGAGAUCGAUCCGCCCCCGUUGCAGGAGAACGUCGCUACCGCUGAGGAUUGGCGGAGAGCACUCAGCAAGGUCGUCCCCGCUGUCGUCGUCCUCCGCACAACCGCAUGCCGCUCGUUCGACACUGAGUCUGCCGGUGCCAGCUACGCCACCGGCUUCAUCGUCGACAAGCGCCGCGGCAUCAUCCUCACCAAUCGCCACGUUGUCAAGCCCGGUCCUGUAGUUGCAGAGGCCAUGUUUUUGAACCGCGAAGAAGUUCCAGUGCAUCCAAUAUACAGAGAUCCAGUCCAUGAUUUUGGGUUCUUUCGUUAUGAUCCUGGUGCUAUACAAUUUCUGAAUUAUGAUGAAAUACCUCUUGCACCUGAGGCUGCAUGUGUUGGACUAGAAAUCAGAGUUGUUGGCAAUGACAGUGGUGAGAAGGUUUCCAUUUUGGCUGGUACUCUUGCUCGGUUGGACAGGGAUGCUCCUCACUAUAAGAAGGAUGGGUACAAUGACUUCAAUACCUUCUACAUGCAAGCAGCCUCUGGGACCAAAGGAGGAUCAAGCGGUUCCCCAGUUAUAGAUUGGCAAGGGAGGGCAGUGGCCUUGAAUGCUGGGAGCAAGUCAUCAAGUGCAUCAGCAUUCUUUUUACCUCUAGAACGAGUAGUGAGGGCAUUGAGAUUUAUUCAAAAGGGCAGUGAAACAUAUGUUGAUAAAUGGAAGGCAGUUUCUAUACCUCGUGGUACACUUCAGGCAACCUUUCUGCAUAAAGGUUUUGAUGAGACUCGCAGGCUUGGUCUAAAAAGCGAGACAGAGCAGAUGGUACGUCAUUCUUCUCCAUCUAGUGAAACUGGAAUGCUAGUUGUGGACUCUGCGGUGCCAGGCGGUCCAGCUUAUAAACAUUUGGAACCAGGCGAUGUGCUUGUUCGUGUCAAUGGGGAAGUCAUUACUCAGUUUCUGAAACUGGAGACUGUACUUGAUGACAAUGUAAACAAGAAUAUUGAAUUACAAAUUGAAAGGGGUGGCACAUCAAAGAUAUUAUCUCUGUUGGUGAGAACUUUUUUCCCUAUUACUCCUGAUUAUUUCUUAGAAGUUAGUGGGGCAGUGAUACAUCCUCUUUCUUAUCAGCAGCCUGGUGUAAGAUUCUAUGCACUUUCAUCACUAAUUCUUCCUUUUUGCAGAUAUAUACUCUUUAGGGCAGGAGUUCCUCGCCAUGCAAUAAUUAAGAAAUUUGCUGGGGAAGAGAUAUCUUGUGUGGAGGAAUUGAUAUCAGUUCUCUCUAAUCUAUCUAGGGGUGCUCGAGUUCCAUUGGAGUACAUAAGCUACAUGGAUCGUCACCGAAGGAAGUCUGUAUUGGUGACAGUUGACCGCCAUGAGUGGUAUGCCCCUCCCCAGAUAUACACUCGGGAUGACAGUACAGGCCUCUGGAUUCCAAGGCCAGCUUUUCAGCCUGACUCCUGUUUUCUAUCAUCUGGUUUUAAAAAUGUUGGAAAUAUCGCCAACCAUCCAGUUUCACUAAGUGGGGAACAUGUGCAUGAAGAUAACAAUCAUGGGUUGGCUGAUGGUGUCACUAGCAUGGAAACCAAUUAUGAAGAUCCUUCUGCAUAUGUAUCUCACCACAAUGCAUCUGAUGCUGGAGUGAAGAAACGAAAAAUGGAGGAAGAUUUACCUGCUGAUGGAAGUGUUGCUGAUGUUUCCUUAAAUGAAACUGGUGAAACAAAGGUCGGAAAACCAAAUGCUAUGCAGGAUGAUGUUUUAAUGGAUUAUCAGGGUGUAACUGCUGCAGCAGCAAAUGCAUCAGUUGCUGAGCGUGUCAUUGAGCCUACUCUUGUGAUGUUUGAGGUCCAUGUUCCUCCAUCUUGCAUGCUUGAUGGUGUUCAUUCACAGCAUUUCUUUGGAACUGGUGUCAUAAUAUAUCACACUAAAGAUAUGGGACUUGUUGCAGUUGAUAAGAAUACAGUUGCAAUUUCUGCCUCUGAUGUGAUGCUAUCAUUUGCUGCUUUCCCAGUUGAAAUUCCAGGAGAGGUGGUAUUUCUCCAUCCUGUUCACAAUUAUGCUCUCAUAUCAUAUGACCCCUCUGCUUUGGGACCUGUUGGUGCUUCAGUCGUUCAUGCAGCAGAGUUACUUCCAGAGCCAGCAUUACGUCGAGGAGAUUCUGUUUACCUAGUUGGGUUGAGUAGAAGCCUUCAAGCAACCUCUAGGAAAUCUGUUGUCACCAAUCCUUGUGCUGCACUAAAUAUAGGAUCUGCUGAUUCCCCACGUUACAGAGCAACUAAUAUGGAAGUAAUUGAGCUCGAUACUGAUUUUGGUAGUACAUUCUCAGGUGUGCUAACAGAUGAACAAGGAAGGGUCCAAGCUAUAUGGGGAAGCUUCUCUACUCAGCUGAAAUUUGGUUGCAGUACAUCAGAGGAUCAUCAAUUUGUGAGGGGCCUUCCAAUUUAUGCGAUAAGUCAAGUUCUUGAAAAGAUUGUAUCCGGUGCAAAUGGGCCACCUCUUCUAAUAAAUGGUGUCAAACGGCCUAUGCCCCUUGUGAGAAUUUUAGAGGUUGAACUUUAUCCCACAUUGCUUUCUAAGGCUCGGAGUUUUGGAUUGAGUGAUGACUGGAUUCAGGCACUUGUUAAGAAAGACCCAGUAAGACGACAGGUUCUGCGUGUUAAAGGUUGCUUGGCUGGAUCUAAGGCUGAGAAUCUUUUAGAACAAGGAGACAUGGUGUUGGCUAUUAACAAAGAACCAGUGACAUGCUUCCGUGACAUUGAAAAUGCUUGCCAAGCUUUAGACAAAUCUAAUGCCAAUGAUGGGAAGCUUCACAUAACUAUUUUCCGGCAGGGACAAGAGGUCGAGCUUCAGGUGGGAACAGAUGUUAGGGAUGGAAAUGGCACAACACAUGCAAUUAACUGGUGUGGCUGCAUUGUUCAAGAUCCACACCCCGCAGUACGAGCUCUUGGAUUUCUUCCUGAAGAAGGCCAUGGUGUAUAUGUGGCAAGGUGGUGUCAUGGCAGCCCUGUACAUAGAUAUGGUCUAUAUGCUCUACAGUGGAUAGUUGAAAUCAAUGGGAAGCCAACUCCAAAUUUAGAUGCUUUUGUUGAUGUGACAAAGGAACUAGAGCAUGGGGAGUUUGUACGUGUGAGGACAAUUCACCUAAAUGGAAAGCCACGGGUCCUAACAUUGAAGCAAGAUCUGCAUUAUUGGCCUACGUGGGAAUUGAGAUUUGAUCCAGACACUGCAAUUUGGUGUCGCAAUAUAAUCAAAUCGUUGAAAUGCAGUACUGUAUAAGCAGAGUAUAUUAUUGGCAAACAAAACCCUAUAGAACCAGCAGCUGAGAGCACCUGAAAUCUUGUGGAAGGCAUCUGUGAGGUUUUCAGACAUGCGACUCAACAUUGUUGUGGUGUUGCAGAUUUGAUGCUCUGCCUGGAGAUGUCUACUGCAUCGCCUUGAUUGGUGAGUUAUAUAGUAUUCAAUCCAUGCUGGCAAUGUUAUUUUUGGAUCAUGUACUGCAUCAUUGAACCCGUCGCUUAAUCAUACUAUAUAUGCUGGAAACGUUGGGUAAUAAAAGGUAAAUUAAAAAUAAAUAUAUACUUAUCAUUUUUUUAGGUUAUUGAAACCAGAAAGCUUCUGUGUGGUUUCCCUUGGCUUUUGUAUAUCUUAUCAAACUAUGAUGCCUUUAGCAUCCUCACUUGCUCUUUCAAUGUAAAUGUGAUGGAAAAAUUCGGUAGUAGUAAUGUAAUUUUUGAAGACGAUUGUCAUUUUUCCCGC